This is a messenger RNA of Acanthoscelides obtectus, 342 nucleotides long. NCBI's taxonomy places the organism in Eukaryota, Metazoa, Arthropoda, Insecta, Coleoptera, Chrysomelidae. The record is from the annotation of a GenBank genome assembly.
AUGGACUUGGCUGGUUCUGAGAGAGUUUCUCUGACGAAAGCUGCUGGUGAGCGUCUUGAAGAGGGGGCUAACAUAAACAAAUCUUUGUCAGUAUUAGGAAAUGUGAUAAGAGAAGAUAUCAAAGGAAAUGUGCUGCUUGAUGCAAGGGAAGCUGUCGUAGACAAUGUGAUCAAGUUAUGGAGGAACAUGAUGUUGGGCAAUAAGAUCAGACGAGUUGCAGCUAUUCGAAUGAAUGAGAGGUCAUCUCGAUCACACACGAUUUUCCGGAUUAUUCUGGAGUCGAAAGAUGCCAAUCAGAAAGAUGGACCUGUACAUAUAAGCUACCUUAACUUAAUGGACUAG